GCAUAGAGCGAGCCUUCCGCUGGAAUAGUAACGUAUAAAAGAGUAAAUUAUGUAUGAAAUUUCAUAAUGUGGUGAGAAAUGUAAGAGUACGUUUACAAAUCGCAAAACUAUUUUAAAUCAGUUUCAAACUGUUUUACAAUGAGGCGUUUUAUUUUUCUUAUCAUCAUAAGUGUGCUUUUAAUCAAGAAUGCCACACCAUCGAAAUACCAGAGUUAUCCUUCACGUCUGGCAUGGUUGUUUGGCUUGAACAGUAAACCAAAUGAAAAUAAAGAAAAUACAGAAGAAAGUAAUGAAGGAGAUAAACCGACCGUAUGCAAAUCUCAAGAGUGCAAAAAAAUUGCUCAGAUCUUUUCGGAGAGCAUGGACAAAUCUGUAGAUCCAUGCGAUGAUUUCUAUGAAUAUGCUUGUGGAAAAUGGCCAGAACAUAAUCCUAUUCCGGAGGGGAUGAAUUCUUGGAAUAUGUAUAUCCUUGGAACAAGAUUAGUUAUGAAGAAGACAAGAGAAAUUUUCGAUGAGGGUCCAAAAGACGACGAUCUUUUGGCAAUAAAACUUGCGAAGAAAUGGUACGCGGUCUGCAUGAAUACAGAUGCAAUGGACAGGCAAGGACUCGAGCCUCUCGUCUUUACUUUAUCGCGGAUAGGCGGUUGGCCUAUGAUAAUGGAACCAGAUGAAUGGAACGAGCAGGAGUACAGCUGGCAAAAAGUGGAUGAUCAAUAUAUGCGCUUGAUGGGAACAAAUGCUUUUCACGACGUGCGCGUAAUCGAACGCAAGCGUUCGAACGAGUCUGAGAAAAAAGUGCAUAUUGAUACUCCACAUUUACCUUCGGAUUCGUACAGUCUCUGGAGUGGUGAAACCGAUUUUAGUAAAGAAGAUGAAAGUGACGAGGAUCUCAGCGACGAAGAGGAGCAAAGCGACGAGCAGGGAGAUAGUCAAGAACCUGGAAGCGAGGGCGAAGACCAUGACAAAAGUGAUAAUAAAAGUAACAACAACGAUGAUAAUGAUGAUAAUGAUAGUAAUGAUGUAGAUAACGAUGGCAAUAAAGAUGAUAAUGACGACAACGAGACAAACGAACAAGACAAUGACAAUGAAAACUUGAAGAAAAAAGUCGGUAUGAGAAAAACCGGUAAAUUCGCAAAAAAGGAAAAAGUGAGAGAUAAUAAAAAAAUAAAGACUAGCAUCCAUUCUAAGAAACAUAAGAAUCAUAGGACAAAAAAAGAAAGGGUGAAGAGACGGGUAAUACCAAUUAAUAUUCACAAAAAGUUACGUUCGCAAAAAAACGAAAGGAUUCAUAUGAAGCGAGUACAUAGGCAGAAACUAAAGGAAACUUUACAAACGACAACACCGCAGAUUAGUACAGAAGAAACGACUGACGAAGAUAAGAAAAAGAAGCAAGUUGAUUACAUCUCGAAAGUAGCACGCGCCAUAGCUAAAGCAAGAGGCGUCGACGUAACGGAGAAACAUAUGAAUAGAGAUAUCCAAGACAUGAUCGACUUUCAAAUAAAAUUAACUGAUAUUACUAUGGAUUUGAGUGACGAAAAAGACAUGACACUCAAUGAGUUCCAGGAAUGGUAUGAUAAAAAGAAACCUAAAACUGUCAACAGCAAGAUUGACUGGGUGUACAAAAUUAGAGAAAUAUUUGACGAGGCCUACGUACCUGUGAAGGAUGAUUUAAAUCUGACAAUUAAAUCACCGGGUUACUUCAAGAAUCUUAUCGCAUUGCUGGACGAGACAUCUAGUCGAACGAUUGUAAACUAUAUUCACUGGAACUUUUUGAGCAAAGUAAUAAGAACUACUACAAGUGAAAUGAGAAAAUUAUACAAUACGAGGCACGGAUAUGAUGAGAACGAUAAUGAAGAGAAUGACAAUGAAGACGCUUUUGGAUUUUCAGGGAGAUCGCGAAGAUGCAUAAGGGAAAUAGACAUGGGCAAUCUCUUAGCGUACGAGUAUGUCAGAAAUCAAUUCCCUGAUAAAGUCAAGACAACCGCAGCGGAUAUGAUGGACGAUAUACAAAAAGAAGUCGAAUAUCAAAUUAAAGAGUCGGACUGGCUGGAUGAGGAUACUAAAGAUUUUGUUUUAGAGAAACUAGUAAAUAUGAAGAAAUUUAUUGGAUAUCCGGACUGGUAUAGAAAUGACACUAUCGUUAAACGAUAUUUUCAGGGACUCAUUAUCAUCAAUUCAUAUUACGAGAAUACGCUCAGCUAUAACAGAUAUAGCAAAUGGAAAGAACUACGAAAAUUGAUGAAAAAUAAUACUAAUGAUGGAAUUAUGGUAAUGAGCCCUUUAAUGGUAAAUGCCAUGUUUUCUGAGAGUGAAAAUUCCAUAGAUCUUCCAGCAGCAAAUUUCCAAAAUCCAUUUUUCGCUUAUGGUCGACCACAAGCUAUUAAUUAUGGUAUUGUUGGCUCAACUAUGGCUCACGAAGUUAGUCAUGGAUUCGAUGACACUGGACAUUUAUAUAAUAAGAAUGGAGAAGAAGUGGAAUGGUUAUCUGCUAUGGCUGAAGGAUAUAGCAAAAGAGCAGAAUGCUUUGUGGAACAAUUUAAUAAUUAUCCCAUUGAUAAGGAAUCGAAUUACACAAUAAAGGAUUAUGGAAAUCAGACAAUAAGUGAGAAUAUCGCAGAUACAAUGGGACUAGAGGCAACGUUUAGAGCUUAUCGAAGAAGAGAAAGAGAAUGCGAAAAUCCGGGUACCGUUUUGCCGGGUUUGGAAGACCUCACUAACGACCAACUUUUUUUCCUAUCCUUUGCCUAUCUAUCGUGCGAAGCUCAAUCAAAUAGCGCUCUAGAGAUGGCCAAAGCUGACUCGCACAGUAUCGAAAGAUUGAGAGUGAUAGGAUCCGUUUCAAAUUCGCAAGAUUUCGCCAAAGCUUAUAAUUGUCCAGUCGGCAGUGCGAUGAAUCCUGAAAGGAAAUGUAAUAUCUGGAAAUAAAUGACUUAUACGAAUUUUACGCAUUAAACUUGUCAUUGUUUGAUAUAAAAAUGUAAAACAAUUGAUAAAAAUUUUCUAUUUAUCACUAAAUAAAAUAAAGCAUAAUAUAAA
This is a messenger RNA of Solenopsis invicta (red fire ant), 3036 nucleotides long. RefSeq names its product endothelin-converting enzyme 1. Gene Ontology annotation, biological process: protein processing. The record is from RefSeq and is a predicted model, not a curated record. The transcript has 18 exons. Gene Ontology annotation, cellular component: plasma membrane. Bases 139 to 2925 code for a protein of 928 amino acids. Lineage: Eukaryota; Metazoa; Arthropoda; Insecta; Hymenoptera; Formicidae. Gene Ontology annotation, molecular function: metalloendopeptidase activity.